CAAAAUAUGUGCCCGUUCUUCAAAACAAGGAAAAAAGAUAUGGAGAAAAGCGAGUUUCUAACAAGUCUAGUUGUUCUAAUACUUCUGUUGCCAUAUGCAAAUGCAACCUUUUCAGCGCCUAAAGCUACAAAGCACUUUGUGCUAGUUCAUAAGGCAGCUCAUGGAGCCUGGUCUUGGUACAAGAUUAUAGCAUUGAUGAGAUCUUCAGGGCAAAAUGUCACAGCUCUUGACUUGGGUGCUUCUGGAAUCAACCCAAAACAGGCCCGCGAAAUCCCACAUUUUUCUGAUUACCUGAGUCCGCUAAUGGAGUUCAUGGCUUCACUUCCUGCACAUGAAAAAGUGGUUCUUGUAGGCCACGAACUAGGUGGCUUAGCCAUUUCUAAAGCCAUGGAGACCUUUCCAGAAAAGAUUUCAGUUGCUGUGUUUGUUACUGCUCUAAUGCCUGGUCCAAAUAUCAAUGUAACCACCGUCUACACUGAGUUACUCAAUGCAGUAUCUGAACUUGAUAACCGUCUUAUAUACGAUAAUGGACCUACGAAUCCUCCAACCUCCGUCAUCAUAGGUCCGAAGUACUUGGCAACUAAUAUUUACCAGCGGAGCCCAAAUAAGGAUUUGGCGCUGGCCACUACACUAGUACGGGAAGUUCCUUAUUACAGUGCGGAAGAUGUUUCUAAAGAGAUAGUUCUUUCAAGCAAAAAGUAUGGAUCAGUUAGGCGAGCAUUCAUUGUUGCUACUGAAGAUAAAGUUCUGAAGAAGGAAUUUCAACAGUUGAUGAUUGAAAAGAAUCCACCUGAUGAAGUGGAAGUGAUCCAGGGCUCCGACACAAUGACCAUGAUGUCUAAGCCCCGUGAGCUUUUUACUACUCUUCUGAGCAUUGCCAAAAAGUAUAACUAAUAGUAGCUGUUAAUUUAGAAGAUUAAGGGGGACCGGUGUAAGGCUGAGAAUAAAACAUCAUUCAUUUCACUUAUCUGAUGCAUUUAUAUGGCGAUCUCAGUUCUUUCAUGGAAGUCCUAUUACCCAGAUAGCUAAUUUGAUAUGUCAAUCCUUUUCUUUUAGUUGUUAUUUCCUUUCACUGUUAUUACAGUGUUUGGAAUUGACAUCAAUAAACAACCUCUAUUUCCUGUUA
Lycium barbarum (goji berry) is the source of this 1126-nucleotide messenger RNA. RefSeq names its product methyl jasmonate esterase 1-like. Gene Ontology annotation, molecular function: methyl jasmonate esterase activity; methyl indole-3-acetate esterase activity; methyl salicylate esterase activity. The record is from RefSeq and is a predicted model, not a curated record. Bases 7 to 894 code for a protein of 295 amino acids. Gene Ontology annotation, biological process: salicylic acid metabolic process; jasmonic acid metabolic process. Lineage: Eukaryota; Viridiplantae; Streptophyta; Magnoliopsida; Solanales; Solanaceae. The transcript is spliced from 3 exons.